AAUUAAAGGCGAGAAGAAUGGUGAGAAUGAAGAUGACGUCCCCUUCCGUAUCUCUCUCCUACUCAGCAGUAGCGUAUGCUCUCCGCUAUCGUGCGCCUUUUAGUUCUCCUCCUCCUUCAGCCUUCACUCCUCACCUCCAUCUCCACCGCCAUCAUAAGCUUCGCCCACCUUCUGUCUUAUCCGCCUCUUUCGUCCUCGUCUCUUCCUUCUUCCGUCUCCCGUCGCCCAACCUCUUCACGGGGAAUUCUCUCUUCUCUGCCAUGGAGGUCAUGAAAUGGGCCUAUGUGUUAUCCAUUAUUUCAAUAUUGGUUUGUGUUUGUCCACAGCAAUUUUGGAGUGGAAGCACUUUGAAUGGAAAUAAGGGAAUGACCGAUCAGUUGACAAGGUAUGGCGUGAUCAAAUCAGAGAAGGUAGCGGAAGUAAUGCUAAAUAUUGACAGGGCUUUGUUUGUGCCUGAGGGUACACCACCUUACAUUGACAGCCCAAUGAGUAUAGGUUACAAUGCCACUAUCUCUGCACCCCACAUGCAUGCCAUGUGUCUCGAAUUGUUGGAGGAUAGGUUGCAACCGGGCAUGCAUGCCUUAGAUGUUGGUUCAGGAACUGGGUAUCUCACAGCUUGUUUCGCACUAAUGGUUGGACCACAAGGUCGGGCAGUUGGUGUGGAGCAUAUCCCCGAGUUGGCUGCCUGGUCUAUUAAGAAUGUUGAGAAAAGUGCAGCUGCUCCAUUGUUAAAAGAAGGAUCCCUCUCACUGCACGUUGGUGACGGGAGGAAGGGUUGGCCAGAGCACGCCCCAUAUGACGCCAUCCACGUGGGAGCAGCAGCAGGUGACAUUCCGCAAGCACUCAUCGAUCAGCUGAAGCCAGGUGGCAGGAUGGUCAUUCCGGUGGGAACCUUCUUCCAGGACUUGAAGGUGGUGGACAAGAAUUUAGAUGGCAGUGUCAGUGUUCGAAGUGAGACUUCUGUGAGAUACGUUCCCCUGACGAGUCGAGAAGCUCAGCUAAGCGGCUCUUAAGACUGUUCUCGUCUCUCUGCAGUCUGCACUUUGGCUGUGUGGGUCGAACUGCAUAUGUAAUUAGCUUCUUGUUUUUAUCUUACUUUGGCUCUCUGUAUAGGUGGUGCUACCUUCAAAUCCUAGCUAAUGGGAGUGGUAUUUCAAUAAGAUGGCUUUUAUACUAGUCUGCUAAUUGGAGUAGUAUUUAAAUAAGAUGGCUUUUAUACUAUUCUGAAUAUUUUAUAAUGUGUGUUUGUUGAUCUAUGUAAUGGCAAUCGUUAUACUA
This is a messenger RNA of Ipomoea nil (Japanese morning glory), 1278 nucleotides long. Its product is annotated as protein-L-isoaspartate O-methyltransferase 1-like. Gene Ontology annotation, molecular function: protein-L-isoaspartate (D-aspartate) O-methyltransferase activity. The transcript has 4 exons. Bases 18 to 1013 code for a protein of 331 amino acids. The record is from RefSeq and is a predicted model, not a curated record. Gene Ontology annotation, cellular component: cytoplasm. Lineage: Eukaryota; Viridiplantae; Streptophyta; Magnoliopsida; Solanales; Convolvulaceae. Gene Ontology annotation, biological process: protein modification process.